This is a messenger RNA of Populus trichocarpa (black cottonwood), 3631 nucleotides long. RefSeq names its product galacturonosyltransferase 8. Bases 1828 to 3492 code for a protein of 554 amino acids. Lineage: Eukaryota; Viridiplantae; Streptophyta; Magnoliopsida; Malpighiales; Salicaceae. The record is from RefSeq and is a predicted model, not a curated record. The transcript has 4 exons. Gene Ontology annotation, molecular function: polygalacturonate 4-alpha-galacturonosyltransferase activity.
AAUAGAAAAUAAUUAAAAUAAAUAACAAUGUGCUUAUUCUAGUCUGUAAUCCUCAUUUCAUUCUAAUAUUUUAAUUAAAUGAUUAAUUGAUAAUCUUAAUUGAAUUGUUUAUGCUUUAAUAUUAUAUAUAGAUUAUAGAUAGCUAAUGUAAAUAAUUAACCCCAUUUAUUCAACUUGGGGAGCGCCUAAAUUAAACCCACAUGAGCUUUUUUGGAUUUCAUGCACCGUGGAAGUGACAUCAAUAGUAUUCAGAUAGAGAAGCAGCUGAUGUGUUUUCAUAUGGUAAGAAGAUGAUGGAUUGGUGGUUGUAUUCAGAUAAUCCUCUGUACCUUAGCAAAUACAGAAGAUCAUGUCAGGCAGCAUCACACCUUUUUACCUUCAUUUUCCAUCAAAAGGUUGUAUUAGAUUGUCUUGAAGAUAGCUGUGUUAUAUAUAGUAGGCUGUAGCUUCAUUUUUCAUGGAUGGCUAUAAAUUUUCUAGAUAGUGUUUUUUGAAAGAUAGCUGUAGCUUCUGGUGCAGGUAUAUAUAUAUAUAGAAGGAAAGUUCAUGCCUUGAAAGAAGGAAAUCAUGCAUAAAAAUGCCAUCCAUGAUCGUUUGGGGGGGCUAUUUUUAGUUUAAUCUUUGUAUAUUUAUUACCAAGCAAAAUGUUGUAGCAACAACAGUGGUAGAUCCAUUUUGUGGAUCCAGAAAAACAGCCACUGCUGACACCUUAUCUUUCAGUAACCUUCAAGCUCUCCUCCAUCUUUAAGAUUGAAUGCUAGCAAUGCUGGAUUUUACAAUUAUAGUCCUGGCCACGAACCAGACACAGUUUAUGGUCUUUAUCUUUGCCGAGGAGAUGUCUCCCUUAGUCUAUGUCGCGAGUGCAUCGCGAAAGCAAGUUGCGACUUCUUACAGCUGUGUCCUAACAGCUCCGAGGCCUUUGUAUGGUAUGAUCAAUGCAUGCUACGCAUCGCAGCUUCCUCGUCUGUUAGAGACUCAACCAUACGGUUAUGUUUACAACAAUUCUAGACUUGAAACGGCCGAUGUUUUGGCGAAUGAUUUUUUACCGAGAUUUAUAGAAUCUGUCGGACAGUCGAAAUCCAUGUUUGUCCGAGACUGUUAUAACGGUACUGGGAACGAGAUGAGGUAUGGUAUAGUGCAGUGCACCAGAGAUCUCAGCCUCGAUAAUUGUACUAAGUGUUUGAAUGGAUUGCUUAAUCAUUCCAAGUCAUGUUGCCAAGAGAAGUAUUUAGGAUUUCAGAUAUUGUAUCCAAGUUGCUAAUUGGAUGGAUAUUGUUCAGAAAAUCUUUUAGAAUUUGAGCUUAAAAUGGUACUUUUUCUUGAUAUUUUUCCAAGUUUUUUUCUUUGUGAAACCGCUUAAUUCGUAAUUUAUUGGUAUGGACUAUGGAUCCAUUGAUCCAGGCGGCGUUGGUUUGGAGCAAAUUAUUGCUGUUUUGUGCCCAGAACCCUUGCGGCUGCUCAAUUCUAAUACCUAUUGCGCAAAGCUGGAAAGUUCCUGGGCUUUGACUGAACCUGUUAGAAAUCAUGGGCUAAAGUAUUUGUUUUCCAUUCUUACUCUUUGAUGAUGACAUCCCACGUUUCUGCACAGAAUUUGGGAAUCCUGUUAGCUGCUCUUAAGUUUAUUUUAUUUGUUUUUUUCAAGUUAUUUCUCUUAGUUGGGGCAGAGAGCAAUAUAGAUGAUGGAACAGUGUGUAAAACUUUCUGCCUUCUCUCCCAUGUGAGAAAUUUAGUGGUUUUGAUCCUCUGAUAGAGUUCCCCCAAGAUUCACUUCUGGCUAAUCAUUAAGCAGCCAUAGCUUUCUCGUUCUCUGAAAUUUUGGUGUGCGAAAUGGCUAGGAGCAGAAGAAGAGUGGCAUUGAGUUUCCUUUUUUCCUUCAAGGGUUUAGCCUCUACCAUUGCGGUUAUGGGCUGCUUCUUCUUCACUUGCUCCUUCCUCCUCAACGUUCAUGUUGGUUCUUCCACUCCCACUGACCAUGAUGUUUUAGGUUUGAAACAAUAUGAACGUAAUGACGGGAGACAUCCACUUUCUCUCACAUCAAACGCUCUCAAGGCCCAGUUGAAGGAAACUGUGCGGUCAGUGGUUGACUACCAAGGCUUGGUGCUUAUGCAUGGUUCCAUAGCUCGGAAACUAAAACUUGAGAACUCUAAGCUUGUUAGGAAUUUUGCUGAGAUUUCGAUAAACUUCACAGAUCUCAUAAAAAAGGCUUCUCACUGUGAUGUUUCAGAUUCCAAUACAGCAUUGGUACACCGAUUUCUAAAGCAGGCGAAAGAGAAAGUUAAAUUUGCUAAGCAAUUGAUCUCUAACUCAAAAGGGUCUUUUGAUAGUCAACUCAAGAUUCAAAAACUGAAAGACACAAUUUUUGGUUUGGAGGGACAGAUGACAAAAAUGAAAACUAAAGGUGAGCUCGCGAAAUCAAUUGCUGCAAAAGCAAUCCCAAGAAACUUGCAUUGCCUUGCAUUGCGGUUAAUGCAAGAGAGGAUUGAGAAUCCUAUUCGUUACAUCAACAAACAGACGAAGUCACGGCAGCCACGGCAAGAGUUUGAAGAUCCGAAUCUUUACCAUUAUGCUAUAUUUUCAGAUAAUGUUCUUGCAGCUUCAGUGGUGGUGAAUUCAGUGGUGCAAAACGCAAAGGAGCCAUGGAAACAUGUUUUACAUAUUGUGACAGAGAGGACAACUCUUGCAGCAAUGAAAGUGAUGUUCAAGUUGAAAGACCACAAUGGGACGCACAUUGAAGUGAAAGCAGUUGAAGAUUACAAAUUCCUGAACUCAUCUUAUGUGCCAGUGCUUCGACAACAAGAAUCUGCAGAGUUGCUGGGAUAUUAUUAUGGGAAUGGACUCGAAAACUCGACAACCGGCUCUAGCAACUUAAAGUUCAGGAACCCCAAGUAUUUAUCUAUGCUGAACCAUUUGAGGUUUUAUUUGCCAGAAAUGUAUCCAAAAUUGCACAAGAUUUUAUUUUUAGAUGAUGAUGUAGUGGUUCAAAAGGACUUGACAGGGUUGUGGGAGAUUGACAUGGAUGGGAAAGUGAAUGGAGCGGUCGAGACAUGUUUUGGGUCAUUCCAUCGAUAUGAUAAAUACUUGAAGUUUGAUCAUCCUUUGAUUAAGGAGACGUUCGAUCCCAAGGCAUGUGCAUGGGCUUAUGGAAUGAACAUUUUUGAUUUAGAUUCCUGGAGAAGAGACAACUGUACUGAAAAGUAUCAUUAUUGGCAAGAGUUGAAUGGGAAUCGAACUUUGUGGAGGUUGGGGACACUGCCACCAGGUUUAAUCACAUUUUAUUCCACAACAAAGCCACUAGACAAGUCAUGGCAUGUUCUAGGGCUAGGCUAUAACCCAGGACUUAGCGAGGAGAAGAUUCAAAAUGCUGCAGUUAUUCACUACAAUGGAGAUUCAAAACCUUGGCUUGCCACCGCCAUUCCUAGGUACCAGCCGCUUUGGACAAAGUAUGUCGACUAUGAUCUGGAGUUUUUCCGAGCCUGCAACUUUGCCCCCUAAUCAAAUGGCCAUAUCUUAAGCCUCGAUUGGUGUAAACAAGUAUUUGUUUGUUAUUUCUACUUUAUUUUGAAAGUAUAAGAAUAUUAAGCAUGUUGGAACUAAAUUAUUGGUUAGAUUGUUGGAUCUACCCAAGUUUUCA